Molecule: messenger RNA, 824 nt
Organism: Salvelinus fontinalis (brook trout)
Lineage: Eukaryota; Metazoa; Chordata; Actinopteri; Salmoniformes; Salmonidae
Product: equistatin-like
Exons: 5
Coding region: 434-700 (88 amino acids)
Biological process (GO): cell-matrix adhesion
Cellular component (GO): basement membrane
Source: RefSeq, a predicted model, not a curated record
UGUCUGGAAGACGUCAGAGGAGAAAUUUUUUGUUUAUCUUGUACUGACGUGAAAUAAGACCUAUUUCUUUAGCGUGACCGACAACUUCCGGUUUCUGAGAUGCGCGUUUUCAGAGGUGGCAUUGUCUUUUGUUAUGCUGACGUUACGGAUGAAAACUAUCUCCGUGUCGAAGUUUGUUUGAUACAUGUGACCAUAUCACCGUAAUGUAUGUUUUUUCAAUAUAGUUUAAUCAGAUUAUUAGAAUUUUUUCGGGAGUUUUGCCGUGUUCCGUUCUUUGAGUUUUUUAACUUUGGACAUGGACCGUGCCAGUCGACCAGUACCCAGGCUAAAUGAAGAGGGGAAGUUGCCAUUGUGAAUGGAUUGAACGACUCAUCAGGACUAAGGACACCUUGAUCAACAUUCUGAUGAAAGACCAGCAAUAGAGACUAUCACAAUGGCGAUAUUGACCAUCAUUCUGCUUGUCAGCACAGCUUUUGCUCUGGGAGAUGCUACGAUACGACCCAAGACCCCAUGUGAGCGUGCUAGAGAUGCUGCGACACAUGGCCCAAUUGGAGCCUACAUCCCAACGUGUGACGCCGCAGGACAAUACACCCCUAAGCAAUGUUGGGGCUCUGCAGGUUACUGUUGGUGUGUGACCAGUACCGGACAGAAGAUCCAGGGUACUGAGACUCCACCAGGCACUGCUCCAAUCAACUGCUAGCUACUGUUCCACCAAGGUGAAAGGCGUUGGAAUGAAGACGUUUAAAUGAUUGACAGUUGUCUUUACUGUACUACAGGAACUGAUUCACAUCCCAUAUAAACAGAUUAAAUGGUUGAAUUACUUA